CAAUAGAGGGUAAGCAGGCAUGAGAUGACCUUUCACCCCACUGUUUCAGUCACCUUUUACCCCCUCCUGCUCCUGACAAACGAUUGAGGUAGGAUUGCGCGGAAGUAAUAACUCUGGAAGCAGGUUUGACAUGGCAGAGGCAGGUAAUGGGUCUCAUACUGCUGUUCCCCAGAGCUUUUGUGAUCGGUCUUCAACAGAAGGUUUGUGCGCCAGAGAUGCAAGUAACCCCAAAGACCAACAGACAGGGAGCAAAACCAGCUUGCACAGUCAACCGGAAGAAAGCACUGGUGAGAUACCCUACAUGUGUGGGGAGUGUGGGUAUAGGACAGCAUCUCGGUUAUCCCAUCACCUGAAAACACCCACAGCGAAAAAAACAUUCAAUGGUGACCACCAACAUUUAGCCAAACACACUGGUGAGAAACCCUACAUGUGUGGGGAGUGUGGAUACAGGGCGGCUCGAAAGUCUGAUUUAUCCCGACAUAUGAAAACUCAUACGGUUGAAAAACCCUACAAAUGUGACCAGUGUGACUAUUCUGCUACAUUGAAAUACAAUUUGGACCAACAUCUAGCCAUACACACUGGUGAGAAACCCUACAUGUGUGGGGAGUGUGGUUACAGGACGGCUAGACGGUUCGACUUAUCCCGACAUAUGAGAAUCCAUACAGGAGGCAAACCCAACAACGUUGACCAGCGUGACUAUUCAACUGCACGGAAAGAAACGUUGGACGGGCAUUUGGAAGAAAAGCACACUGGUGACAAAACCUACACGUGUGAGGAAUGUGGAUACAGAACCACUCAAAAGUAUCGCUUAUCUAAUCAUUGGAAAACCCAUACACGAGAAAAACCCUACAAGUGUUACCUGUGUGACUAUUCUGCUGCAGUGAAGUUAACUUUGGACAAACAUCUAGCAAAACACACUAAUGAGAAACCCUACCUUUGUGAGAAGCGUGGAUUCAGAACAACUCAAACGUUUCAGUUAUUAAGACACAUGAGAACCCAUACUGGAGAAAAACCGUACAAGUGUGACCAGUGCGAUUACUCUGCUACACAAAAAAUUAAUUUGACCAACCAUAUUGCAGCAAAACAUACUGGUGAAAAACCCUACAUGUGUGGGGUGUGUGGGCAUAGAACAGUUCACAAGUCUAACUUGACCAAACAUAUGAGAAUUCAUACCGGUGCAAAGCCCUACAAAUGUGACCUAUGUGAGUAUACUGCAGCACAGAGAUCGACGUUGGAUCGGCAUUUAGCUAUGCACAGUGGUGAGAAACCAUACAUUUGUGAAGAGUGCGGGUACAGGACUGCUGACAAGUCCCACAUCUCCAGACAUAUUAAAACCCACACAUGAGAAAAGCAGAGAAAUGUUACCAUGGCAAUCCUGCAUCUGCAAAAUUUAUUCUGGUCACAAAAGGCCACAGCAUGUAAAUUUUAUGGAUUAAAUCCUUGCAUUUAAGUUUGCGGGGAUUUAAUUUCGAGGUAGAGAGACAAUACAGUGUUCGUAGUGGCUUUGAGUUCGUGGAACUUAAAUGCAUUUAUAGCACUCUACUGUAGAGUAAUCCAGAUGAAGAUAUUCUUGGAUGCAUAUUCUUUAGCUGGAUUACUCUUUCUAGGCAAGGAAGUUACGAAGGACUGUUAUGCGUGUUCUUGUCGCAGUUUUGCCUCCCAGAUGCGAGGUCUUUGUGGCUGCUCCACAGCGGAUUGUGACAAACAAGGUUUGAUUAGUCUUCCUUAUAUGGGCGUGUUGAUUGUCUGACGCUGACGUCACGAGUGGCAUGUGGGCGCUAGAAUGAAUAUUUGAAAUGCGGCAUCUGUCGAGACAUCGAUCAACUGCAACCGAAAAUUAAGUACGAACCUUCACGUGACUCUUAUUAUAUUUUAAAAAAAAUGGGGCUAAUAAAUGCAAAUAUUUGGUUGCACCCGCAAUAUAGUUGGCUCCCAAUCUUACACUUUUCUGUGACCACCCGACAAGAUCGGGAUAACAUGGAGAACACUGCCUGCUGGCGCUAUCUGAUUGAACUGCAGCUGUCCAGUUGAAGCUGUGAGUCGUUUCACAGCGGAUGGCAGAGAACCGAUGAACAGCGGGGCGAUGCCACUAUCCUCCUGCUGAAAAGAGAAAUGAAUUAAAUUGUUAUCAGUGACAUCCCAAUACCAAAUGUGCCUUUGUAAGUUUCACAGUAUAGCAAACGAUUGUACAUAAGAUUUUUGAUAAAAAAUGUGUCUUGCAUAGUUUUUGUUAAGUAACAGCCUUCCAUCGUAUUGCAGUAUGUUUUGAUAUCAUGUGUUUUAGACAUGGCAAGGUCAUUUUUACACAACACAAAUGACUCUUAGGCUCACCAAUGCGUGUGAAAAUAGGAAAUCAAAUGGACUAUAAAUUUCAACAGCCUAAGCACAAAUAUUAUAAUAAUAAUCGCCCACCUCCACUGAACAAACACCAAAGUCCAUAAUGUGUCGAGGUCGAAUAUUCAUAAUAGGAUGAAGGAUCAUUGCAGCAUCCCCGCAAUUCACACCUACGAUGUACAGAUCUAAUAAGCCACAUGCCCUGUAAUAUUUUCGUGACAAACGUACUGUUUGGAAAAUUUUCGUCUAUGUCGUAUGAGUUGGUAUCAUGUAAUGGAGGAUUUUCAUUAAUGAUUCCAUAUGCAAAU
This is a messenger RNA of Branchiostoma floridae (Florida lancelet), 2642 nucleotides long. RefSeq names its product gastrula zinc finger protein XlCGF57.1-like. The transcript has 2 exons. Gene Ontology annotation, biological process: regulation of transcription by RNA polymerase II. Gene Ontology annotation, cellular component: nucleus. The record is from RefSeq and is a predicted model, not a curated record. NCBI's taxonomy places the organism in Eukaryota, Metazoa, Chordata, Leptocardii, Amphioxiformes, Branchiostomatidae. Gene Ontology annotation, molecular function: RNA polymerase II transcription regulatory region sequence-specific DNA binding; DNA-binding transcription factor activity, RNA polymerase II-specific. The coding region runs from base 131 to 1345 and encodes 404 amino acids.